This is a messenger RNA of Dioscorea cayenensis subsp. rotundata (Guinea yam), 855 nucleotides long. Its product is annotated as germin-like protein 11-1. The transcript has 5 exons. Gene Ontology annotation, cellular component: cell wall. The record is from RefSeq and is a predicted model, not a curated record. Gene Ontology annotation, molecular function: manganese ion binding. Bases 1 to 855 code for a protein of 284 amino acids. NCBI's taxonomy places the organism in Eukaryota, Viridiplantae, Streptophyta, Magnoliopsida, Dioscoreales, Dioscoreaceae.
AUGGGCAGAGCUUUUGCAAGCUGGAAUAUCCAUGGCACACCACUGUUGACAGCAGACAUAAUUGAUGCCAUGUUAUGUGUCAUGACUAUGGUGCUUCAUAGAAUUCAGCUCCUUGCGCAGCAACAUUUCACUUUUUUACAUGGUUGGAUUGGAUUGGAUCGGAUUGGAUUGGAUCUUUCUAAUACAUUUACAAUACUACUCCUCAUCCUCUGUAACUCAAGUCCAUCAAGUUUAGCAGACAACAACCCACUCCAAGACCUCUGCCCAACAACAUCCUCCACUCCCAAUCCCAUCUUCUUAAACGGUUAUCUCUGCAAGAACCCAACCACAAUCACAGCAUCCGACUUCAAGACAUCCAAAAUCAACCACCCUGGAAACACCGACAACUACGCCCGUUCCUCAACCGACAUCCUCACACCCAUCGAGUUCCCUGGACUCAACACGAUGGGUCUCUCCAUAUCGCGCACGGACAUGGCCAUGGAUGGCGCCGUGUUACCUCACUACCACCCACGCGCCACUGAAAUCCUCUUCGUUUCGCUCGGCACCGUCAUUGUGGGUUUCGGCGAUAGCAAAGGGCGUCUUUUCUUGAAAACACUCAGAGAGGGUGAUGUGUUCUUGGUCCCGCGCGCUUUGCCGCAUUUUUGUGUUAAUGCUGGGUACGGGCUGGCUACCUUUUUCUCGGCGCUUAAUAGCCAGAACCCAGGCUUUGUCAGCCUUGUUGGCAACCUUUACUCUUCGUCCAAUGAUGCUGUCAUGCUGCCCAGGUUGCUCUCUCUCAGGACAAACUUCGCUGUGGACUCUACUAGUACUAACUACACUACAACCACUGCUUCCUUCUUUGAUUUCUUCACAUAA